Molecule: messenger RNA, 1744 nt
Organism: Marmota monax (woodchuck)
Lineage: Eukaryota; Metazoa; Chordata; Mammalia; Rodentia; Sciuridae
Gene: Nob1
Product: NIN1 (RPN12) binding protein 1 homolog
Exons: 9
Coding region: 74-1291 (405 amino acids)
Biological process (GO): maturation of SSU-rRNA; ribosomal small subunit biogenesis
Cellular component (GO): preribosome, small subunit precursor
Molecular function (GO): RNA endonuclease activity
Source: RefSeq, a predicted model, not a curated record
ACCUCCCGGUUCCCGAGGCCUGGAUUGCGAUGUAGGGGCGGGCGCAAGCGCGUUGCGUGCCCGCCCCAGCAACAUGGCGCCGGUGGAGCACGUUGUGGCGGAUGCUGGGGCUUUCCUGCGGGACGCUGCCUUGCAGGACAUCGGGAAGAACAUCUACACCAUCCGGGAGGUGGUCAGCGAGAUUCGGGACAAGGCCACGCGCCGGCGGCUCGCCGUCCUGCCCUACGAGCUGCGGUUCAAACAGCCCUUCCCGGAGUAUGUGCGGCUGGUGACUGAAUUUUCAAAGAAAACUGGAGACUAUCCCAGCCUCUCUGCCACAGAUAUCCAAGUGCUGGCACUCACUUACCAGUUGGAAGCAGAAUUUGUUGGGGUGUCUCAUCUAAAACAAGAACCAGAAAAGGUUAAAGUGAGCUCCUCAAUUCAGCAUCCAGAAACUCCUCUGCACAUUUCCGGUUUUCAUCUGCCCUCCAAGCCUAAACCCCCACAAGAAAAGACAGAUAGACACCCAGCUGAUGAGCCUGAGAACCUAGAAUUCAGUUCCUUCUUGUUCUGGAAGAACCCUCUGCCUAAUAUUGAACGUGAACUACAGGAGCUGCUGAUUGACAGAGAGGAGGAAGAUGAGGAGGAGGGAGUUGAAGAAAGGAAAGAUGAAGAUAGUGAUGACGGGGGUGGGUGGAUAACCCCCAGCAACAUCAAGCAGAUCCAUCAAGAGCUAGAACAGUGCGAUGUCCCGAAGGAUGUGCAGGUUGGCUGUGUGACUACAGACUUCGCCAUGCAGAAUGUCUUGCUGCAGAUGGGGCUGCAUGUGCUGGCGGUGAACGGCAUGCUGAUCCGGGAGGCUCGGAGCUACAUUUUGCGCUGUCAUGGCUGUUUCAAGACAACGUCUGAUAUGAGCCGAGAGUUCUGUGCACAUUGUGGGAACAAGACGCUGAAGAAAGUGUCUGUGACGGUCAGUGACGACGGCACCCUGCACAUGCACUUCUCCCGCAACCCCAAGGUGCUGAAUCCUCGAGGCCUCCAGUACUCACUUCCCAUGCCCAAAGGGGGCAAAUAUGCCAUCAACCCCCACCUGACUGAGGAUCAGCGCUUCCCUCAGCUGCGACUCUCCCGCAAGGCCAGGCAGAAGACCGAUGUGUUUGCCCCUGACUACAUAGCAGGGGUCUCUCCCUUUGCAGAGAAUGACAUCUCCAGCCGCUCAGCUACCCUGCAGCUCCGGGACAGCACUUUGGGAGCUGGGCGAAGACGAUUAAAUCCCAAUGCCUCUCGAAAGAAGUUUGUGAAGAAAAGGUGAAGUGUGAGCUUUUGCAGGCAGACUCGAUCACAGUCACUGAGGAGUUCUGCUGUCUCAUUCCCCCAACUGUGUUGUUCCUAGAACCAUCUGGGUGGAAAUGACAGGCCGAGCUUCGCGGUGCUGCUGCAUGACUCCCAGUGUUGUGUGGGGUUUGUGGCGGGACUGAGCCACCCUUUGUCUUAGAGCAUCCAGAGCUGGAACUUCUGCUUUGUCAAUGGAAAUUUGAGGAGAACAGAAAGAGUGAUGCCCUGGAGCAAAUUUUAAACCUUCAACGGAAGGAAUUUCCAAAUGGUAAUAUUUUUCUAAUAAACAUGGUUGCAAGCUUCUAUGCAGUGAACCAGGUUCUUGCAUCUUAGGGAAUGUGAAGGCUUAACAAGCUGUAUGUGCAAGGAUUAAGAGUCUAGAUUUAUCUUUCUGCCAAAAAUUAUAAUAAAUAUUGCAUAGGAAAACUGA